Molecule: messenger RNA, 1050 nt
Organism: Pichia membranifaciens NRRL Y-2026
Lineage: Eukaryota; Fungi; Ascomycota; Pichiomycetes; Pichiales; Pichiaceae
Exons: 1
Coding region: 1-1050 (349 amino acids)
Molecular function (GO): oxidoreductase activity, acting on the CH-OH group of donors, NAD or NADP as acceptor
Source: RefSeq, a predicted model, not a curated record
AUGUCUGCCACUAACUCGAAACCCACCGCAUUGGUCACCGGUGCUACGGGGUUCAUCGCCCAGCACGUGCUUGACAAGCUCCUUGCCAGAAAUUACCGGGUUAUUGGUACAGCUAGAUCAGAAGCAAAGUUCACCCCGUUGUUGGAAAACUUCAAGGAGAAGUAUCCCGACGCAGACUUGAGCUGUGCAGUAGUGCCGGACAUCGCAUCACCAGACGCUUUUGACAAGGUCUUGAAGGAGCACCCGGAGAUCAAGUACGUUUUGCACACUGCGUCGCCAUUUUCCUUUGGCUUGGACAAGCCGUUCGAGGAGGCUUACCUCAAGCCAGCGGUCAGUGGCACGUUGAACAUCUUGCAAGCCAUCAAGAAGUACGCUCCACAGGUGACCAACGUCGUGAUCACCUCCUCGUUUGCCGCCAUCAUGAAAGCAAACGACACCACUACCGUCUUCACCAACGAGUCGUGGAACCCACUCAAAUGGGAAGACGUCACGAACGAGGAGGCGGCUUACGUUGCCUCCAAAACCUACGCAGAACAUGCCGCAAGAAAGUUUUACGAGGAAGAAAAGCCAAACUACAAGUUGGCAACUGUGAACCCACCUUUCGUCCUGGGUCCUCAAUUGUUUGACAGUUCCGUCACUCAGGUCUUGAACUCCUCCAAUGAGGCAUUGAACGCUAUCAGCCACGUCGAUCCCUCGGAGACCUCUCCACAGAAACAGGUCUCCCUGAUGGCAGUCGACGUCAGAGACGUGGCCGAAUUCCACGUCUUACCUUUGGAAGUACCAGAGCUUGCAAGCGAAAGGGAAUUCAUUGUCUCUGAUCCUUUGAUUGGCCAGAGAGUCUUGAACAUUUUGAAUGACAACUUUCCGGAGUUGAAGGGCAAAAUCGCCAAGGGUGAUUAUGACAGCGCAGAGAAGUUGGAGAAGGAAUGCUGUCCUAAAUACGAUAUUUCAAGCACCGUCAAGAAGGCUCACAACUACAAGUUCAUUCCUCUAGAAAAAUCCGUGGUUGACGUUUACAAGCAGUACUUAUCAAAAUACACUUUCUCCUAG